AUGACGUUUGACACAAAGCUAACGUGGAAAAGCCACAUUGCUAAAAUAGCAGAACGAGUCCCCAAUAGACUGAAUGUACUCAAGCGUCUUGCUGGCAGCAAGAUGUUUAUUCAGCCAAUAAUGUUGUAUUGCUGUGAGCCACUCAUUACAGCCACAGAGGUGACUCUCAAACCCCUCGAGAAGGCACACAACCAAGCAUUACGACUAAUUACUGGAGUGAUAAAAUCAACACCCAUUGAUGCAAUGAUCCUAGUUACAGGAAGCACUACAAUAUGUUCCCUUAUCAAAGAAAAGGCCUUGAUCCUGUAUGAGAAGCUACUGCGCAUUUCCACG
Molecule: messenger RNA, 333 nt
Organism: Rodentolepis nana
Lineage: Eukaryota; Metazoa; Platyhelminthes; Cestoda; Cyclophyllidea; Hymenolepididae
Source: the annotation of a GenBank genome assembly